ACUCAAAUCAUCAAGAUGGACGCAGCAAGAAUUUGGUCGACUAUAUUUGGUCUGUUGGCGUUUUUCUGUCAGACAAUUUCUAGUGAGGUGUGUUACAACAGUUUCGGUACCAGAUACUACUGUUUUGGUGAUGAUUACUGCUGUGGCAGUACACAAUGCUGCACACAUUACUACGUCUACCAAGUGUGGUGGUUCUGGUUCAUCUGGGUUAUCAUUUUCCUGCUCAUUGUAAGUUGCAUCAUUGGGUUGCGCAGGCGCAGAAACCGUCUGCAGUACAUUAGGGUAGCUCAACCAGCCUAUGGAACUUCCACUGCAACUACCGCGACAACAGCUUACCCACCGGCCGGUGCUUAUCAACAACCCCCACCCACAGCCCCAGCGUACCCACCCCAAUACUCACAGAAACCGCCACCAUACCAGUAAUUACACCAUCGAGGAAAAAUAUCGAACUUUGGAAUUCUCUUUAGUUGUAUGGUGUACAAGGGGUAUUGCAAAUUACAAUGUUAUCAGACAUUGCACAUUUUAUUUACAUAUUUUGAAAGAGAGAGAGGGGGGGGGGGAGAGAAAGAGAGCCAAAAAAAGUACCAUACAGUUUGUAAAAACUUUUUAAGUAAUCUUUAUUUUGAAUUUAGUUUCAGUUGUUUGUAAAAUCGUUCUUUCUAAAGCCCCAAUAGUACUAUGCGCUCUUGUUUGCCUUUUUUUCAAAUAUUGAAAAAAUGCCAUUAUUUUGUCAAACAGGUUGAUUUUUUUUGCAAUCACAUGUGAUAUAUGUUAUCAUUUGUCGUAUUCUACUAUCAUGACAUUGGUGCAAUAUUUGAUAGGUUUUGUUGCCUAAAUUUUAAAUUUAUUGUAGACAUUCUUUCUUUUGUAAAAUAUCUAUACAAAUUUGUAAACUUUUUUUAUUUGUGACUUUUCUUUGAAUGUUUUCUUCCUUCAAAAUGUUUUUUU
Messenger RNA from Saccostrea echinata, 948 nucleotides. RefSeq names its product WW domain binding protein 1-like. The record is from RefSeq and is a predicted model, not a curated record. Bases 16 to 423 code for a protein of 135 amino acids. Lineage: Eukaryota; Metazoa; Mollusca; Bivalvia; Ostreida; Ostreidae. The transcript has 5 exons.